UAAUUAAUUGUCCCCCCUUUCUUGUCCCUAUCAAUAACCAAAACCAGACCUUUCUACACACAUGGUUUCAACUUUUUCUACCCAAAGAGAGAAAAACCAUUGUUCUUCUAUCCAAAAAAAAAAAACCAUUGUUCUUCCCGGUGGAAAUAAUCUCUACCUUGAAUAGUAUAAAACCAAUAGAUCCUUCAAAUCAGUCACCCAACUCCUCAAAACAAUCAAAACCCUUUUCCUUCUCAAUUCCAAAUCUCUCAGAAUUUAGUUUAAUCAAACCCCUCUUGCUUUCCCGAACAUACCAAUCAAGAAGCUGCUUUUGCAGACACUAUGGUUUUGAUUUCAGGUCUUCCUGAUGAAGUAGUCUACGAUUGUCUUAUUCGUGUCAAGUAUGAUCAGUUUCCGACUAUAACAUCUGUUUCUAAAGGUUGGAAAUCAGAGGUUGAGCUACCAGAGUUUCAUCGCUUCAGAAAGAAUGGUGGUUAUGGCCAAAAGCUCAUUGUGAUGGUUCAAGCACGUGUUGCUCCCAACCAAGGUGGUGGUGCUGGUGUCUUCAAGUGCCUGAAAAAACCGCUGUACCGGUUCACCGUCUGUGAGCCGGAUUCGGGUGAUUGGGGAGAGUUCCCGCCAAUUUCUGUUUUCCCCGGUGGGUCUCUACCCAUGUUUUGCCAGUUUGCAGCGGUUGGUACCAACUUGGUGGUGGUUGGCGGUUUAGACCCGGUGACCUGGGCGAGCUGUAAAUCGGUCUUCGUUUACAACUUCAUGACUGCCACGUGGCGGCGCGGAACCGAUAUGCCGGGUGGGUCCCGCACAUUUUUUGGGUGUGCGUCGGACUCAAACCGGAUGGUGUUUGUCGCCGGCGGACACGAUGGCGAGAAGAAUGCAUUGAGAUCGGCGAUGGCGUAUGACGUGGCAAAAGACGAGUGGAUUCUAUUGCCUAACAUGGAAAGAGAGCGCGACGAAUGCAAGGUAGUUUUUCAGCAUGGUAAGCUCCACGUCAUUGGUGGCUAUUGCACCGAAAUGCAAGGCCGCUUUGAGAGAAGCGCUGAGACAUUCAACACCUCCACAUGGCAGUGGGAUUGUGUACAAGAGGACUUCUUACAGAUCAGCAUGUGUCCACGGACGUGCGUCGCUGGCGAUGACGGGGCAAUGUACAUGUGUCGCGAUGGUAAUGUGAUCAAACAAACAUGUGGCAUGUGGCAAACCGUGGCCGAGCUGCCAGCUCAUGUGCGCAACCCGGCUUCACUGACAGCGUGGCACGGUAAGCUAUUAGUGAUUGGAUGUGCCGGGUUCGGUGAGCCCCACAUGGCUUACAUGUUUAAUCUGGAAAAUCACACCUGGAGUAAGGUAGAUACCCCUGAGAAGUACUCUGGUCAUGUACAAUCAAGUUGCUAUUUGGAGAUUUAGAUGCUGUAGAAACCAUGUCACUUGUACAUUAAGCUGAAAUAUAUAUGCAAUAGUUCCAGUCUGGCAUACCAGAAUGUAGUGAACCUCACUUGUGUGAAAGGUUGUUUUUGCCUCUUCAAUGUAUGGAAAAUGCUAUUAGUCUAUGUAUAA
Rosa rugosa (rugosa rose) is the source of this 1548-nucleotide messenger RNA. Its product is annotated as F-box/kelch-repeat protein At1g15670-like. The coding region runs from base 322 to 1398 and encodes 358 amino acids. Lineage: Eukaryota; Viridiplantae; Streptophyta; Magnoliopsida; Rosales; Rosaceae. The transcript has a single exon. The record is from RefSeq and is a predicted model, not a curated record. Gene Ontology annotation, biological process: regulation of phenylpropanoid metabolic process; negative regulation of cytokinin-activated signaling pathway. Gene Ontology annotation, molecular function: protein binding.